Molecule: messenger RNA, 6577 nt
Organism: Mizuhopecten yessoensis (Yesso scallop)
Lineage: Eukaryota; Metazoa; Mollusca; Bivalvia; Pectinida; Pectinidae
Product: F-BAR and double SH3 domains protein 2-like
Exons: 21
Coding region: 84-2555 (823 amino acids)
Biological process (GO): regulation of actin filament polymerization; neuromuscular synaptic transmission
Cellular component (GO): neuromuscular junction; recycling endosome
Molecular function (GO): protein binding
Source: RefSeq, a predicted model, not a curated record
GCCCAGUAGUAGGCCAUACCGCUCGGAAUGGCGUAGUGUUGUCGAGUCAGUGGUAGUACAGGAGUUCUCCUGGUGAUGUCAAAAUGCAGCCCCCACCUAGAAAGGUAAAGCAUACGACAGCUCUGAAGAAUAUUCAUGCCGAACAGGUGGCCAAGCUUCAGGCUAAACACCAGCAGGAAUGUGACUUACUGGAGGAUAUCAGAAAUUUUGCAAGACAACGAUCUAUCAUAGAAAAGGAAUAUGCACAGUCAUUGCUGAAGCUGACCACUGGUUUACUAAAGCGUGACUUCCCUGCCACGCCUGACCUGUCAACUGAUGAUGGACAGGAACACAGGUUCAGCCCAGGAAGAACGGCCCUUGGGGUAUGGCGAGUGAUUCUGGAGGAAACAGAAAGUCUGGCCAAAGCCAAACUGCAGGCGGCCGAGAUUUACACGGAGAAGAUAGCAGAACCAAUCAAACCUCUCCGGGCGAAUAAAAUACAAUGUCAGAAAAAGGUAAUGCCACAACUGACCACUGUGCACCAAGAGGUCAGUCAGAGUGUGAUGGAGAUGGCAAAGUCACAGAAAGGAUACAACCUUGACGAGAAUGUCUCUCACGAGGCACGUCUCAAAGCUGCAGACAGCAACGACAGAUUGGCGCGAAGGUCUACAGGAAUAUUCCAAUCUUUGACGAGUCUACAACAGAAAAGUGCUAAGCUGAACAGUAGAAGGGACAUGUGCGAGGCCAAGUCCUGUCAGUCUCGUAACGAAUAUGUGCUAAACAUGUCCGCGGCCAAUGCACAUCAGAUACGCUACUACAGCAUCGACCUUCCAGAGGUCAUGAAGACUCUGGAUGGAGAAAUGUUUGAACAAGUCAAGGAUUAUUUUGAUGUGCUAGGAUCCACGGCUCUAGAUGUCAGCUCUCGAGAGAAAGAUUCCUGUGAGAACAUCGUCUCCCAGGCAAAAAUGAUUGACCGCCAAUUUAAUCAUCAAUGUUUUCUCUACUGUAAUCACGUCUUCACAGACCUUACACAAUACCAUUUUGAACCCUGCCAAAACGAUGAGUGCAAUAAAGUAUCCAAGGCCCAUGACGCGGGGCUACAGCUGGACAAAGAGGCCCGCAAGUGGGCCACCAAGGCAGCAAAGGAAAGCAAGACCAUCAAAGAAUACACAGCCAACAUCAAGUCCCUACAGGAACAAUCCCAGGGGGACAAGCUCUCUGACUCAGGAAUGGACAUCAACUCUCAGCAGGAAGUAGAACAGAGGAUAGAAGAAGUGCGUUUUUGUCUCCGAAAGUCUGAGAUUGCUAAAUGUAAAGCCGAAGCCAGACUGGAAGCCCUCAGGCAAGCAGAAGUUAACGUGGACGAGUGGAUAGCCAGUGCCCAGGCAGAAAGUUUACGGGUGGAGGAAGAAGAAAUGUCGCGGACGCCCAGUCAGAUCUCACUGCGGACAGAGAGCUCAGGAGGGAAAAGUGACGACCAUGAGCCGACUUACACGCAUUAUGAUGAUGAUGAUGAUUUUAUUGACGACACGUUUGAAGUUAGCAAGCAUGACAGCAUCAGUUCCUACGGCAGCCAAACAAAGAGUGUCAAGUGUAGGGCCAUGUACGACUUCCAGGCUAGCAAUGCAGAUGAACUGGACAUGAAUGAAAACGACAUUUUAGAAAUAAUAUCGGAUGGUGAUGGAGAUGGAUGGCUAAGGGCGCGUAACUCUGACGGAAAAGUUGGUUACAUUCCCCAGAACUACAUUGAGGUUCAGGAGAACGGUGGUAUGGACCAAUCGGAUCAUGUCGACAACACAACCCCUGCAGAACCCACAGAGGGUGUGGAAAUACACCCUAUCCCUUCAUUCGACCUGCAGUCGCCGAAUGAUGCCACACAGGAAGUGACAUCAUACUCCUCAGGUGACAUUGAGGUCCAGAUGACAACCAAUCAGAUGUCUCCUGAUAAACUACCUGUGGCCCCGGAAGAGGGCAUAUGGGCCAGAGCAUUGUAUGACUAUGAAGCCAUGACUGACGAAGAAUUGUCGUUUACUGAAGGGACGCUAAUAAACAUUAUACGCAAAGAUGAAAAUGGUGUGGACGAUGGAUUCUGGGAAGGGGAGAUAAACGGCAAAUUUGGCGUAUUUCCAUCCCUGGUUGUAGAAGAAAUUGACACAAGUUUAGGGGGACUGAACCUGCUACCAUCACCGGAUGAUAGACUGGGCCCCCCUGAAUUUGUGCCCCCUCCUCCUGUCACUAUAACAGCUGCCACGCCCGAGACGGAGGACCUUCCCCGUGCCCUGCCUAACGGCACAGAUGGCGCCCCCGUAAGCAGUAGUCCACAGAAGACCACAGAACAGUAUUAUAGGCGUGUACGACAGAACAAGAGCCAAGGCCGCCACGCAUACAUUAACUCUCACUCUCCACAACCCCAACCCAGUGGCGGUCACGGCCCGCCCCACAGUCGAGGUGUAGUCUCCGCCGCACGAGUAAGUGGCCACGUACCGGCACAGGUGUGUGUCUCCCGCCAGGUGGGUGGCAGCCAGCUGGCUUACAUGGACUAUGACGAUGAGGAGGGGGAGGUGUCGAUUGUAUGACCCUUACCCGCUGUAGUGCCCCACCCCAGGGGACAAAACUUUGAAUCCAUAGUAAAUGUUGGACCAGGAUUGGCUUGUGUAUCGUGUUCAGAAUGAUAUUAUGACAAUGAGUGUGGUAGUUUAAUGACGCUAUGACAUAUUACAUUUAGACUCCAAAGGUCACACUGACAUGUGUGUUCUUUGGGGUCAAAGUUCAUUACAGCAUGUGAUCUUUUUGAUCAAAUGACACUGUUACUUUGUAGAUUGAAUGGUCAUAUAUAUGACUGCAUGUCCUUUUUUUUAUAGGUCAAAUGCAAUGCAUUAAAGCAUUUGACCUUUUACAAUAAUAUACAGCUUACACUGUGUCCCUUUGAAGUCAAGCCAAAGACAACAGCUGAGUUAUAAGUGAAGUGUAUGGAAAGUUUAAUUCAUGGUGCUUUAAUUAUCAUGUGUAACAUCUGAAGUGGAAAGGAUAUAGCACAGUGUAUAUGUAGGCUCAGACUGAAUUACAUUAGAGCUUGCUCAGAACAAAAUGUAGUACCUGUAAGUUUGAAAGUACCUGUCUGGGUUAUCUGUUCAGGUGAGUUAAAGUCUCAAUCAUCAAAAUUUUUGGCCUCUUUGAAUUCUCUAUAAUAUGAAAAUGAAUUAAUGCAGAUAGGAUAAACAAGAUUUUUUUCCAGUAUUUAAAUCAUUCCAGAAUAAUUAGAACAAUCUCUGUAAUAUGAAUAGUCAGAAUCACAAUGAGGAGCCAGGAAAUCUGGGGCAAGCUUUUCAAAGCUUGACCAACUUAACACAAUAAUCUAAAAUAUUUGAAAAAGGAUAAAAUUAAAAUUAAAAUGUUGUGUGUAGCAAUCAAAAUGAUCUUCUGGAGGCAAGAAACACAAAUUAUAUGCAAAUGUUCAGACUUUUCUCAAAAACAGUGUCCCCUACCUAAUGAAGGUAUCACCCAUAUUUUGAUAUUAUCACGUAUGUAUUGUUUGUAUCACCUACUGUUAAUUAGAUAUUACUUACCUAUCCAGGUACCCCAGUCAAAUUCAUAUAUAACAACUCUGAUGUGAAAUAUAGAACAAACAGCUGCCAAUCCACUGUGUCAGGGGUCACAGUUCAAAAGGCCAUACAACUCUAGUCAAUGCUGAUGGCAUUUAUCUAAGUUUUGAAUAUUUUUGCAUGUAAGUUUCCUUUAAACUUGACACCACCCAUUAACAUGUACAGAGCACUCCGGCAUGGCAAGGCACCUAAUAGUUAUGCCAUAUUUCACUCAAUGUAAAUGAAUACACAGGAUAUUUGCUGUUUACUGUGAGACAAUUUAUUCACUGCAAUUUAUUAAAAUUUAUUCCGUUUUCCCAAGUUUGCAUUUGAACAGUAUAACAUCAUAUUUAUUUAACUCCUGGUUUUCUUGUUGUAGUUGAACAAAAAGGAUGGUUUCGUCAAAAAAGGGGGCCACGAUUAAAUGUUGAUUAAUAGGAAAAAUUUGAUCUGUAUUGUUACGAAAAACAUCUUGUUUAAGCCAGAUCUUCAUUCUGGUGACAAAAUCUCUGGUAAACAUAAAGGGUUGUUUCAUCCGUAAAGAGGGCCACCAAAGUGUACAUAACUUAGUAAUAUUUAUACUGAAGACAAAAUGGAUCUAUAAAGACAAGCUGAAAUCUAACAUCAUUGAAGGGAUGUCAAUCAUCCUUAUGUUUAUGUUCUAUUAUAAAAAGGAUCUGGGAAAUUUUGUUUUACCUUUAGGUAUUUUAGAUCUGAAAAUUAAUUAUUGACAUAAGUGCUGAUAUUUAUUUCCACAGUUGUAUUUACAUUGUUUUUCUGUUUGCUGAACAUUUUUCUUUCUUGCAUUUAUUUUUUAUUUAUCAAAUUUGCAAUCGUUAAGUGGAUUUCAGAAAUUAAACAUUGUUCACUGGUCCAACCGGAGAUCAUUUCUGAAAUUGUAAUGUUUCAUUAUAUUCAUUUUACAAUAUUAUGUACUUGAUACAGCUUUUCAAAUAAUAUGAUAAUGUGAGAUUCCCUACCUAUAUAGUUCUAUAUGCUGAGGCCUGAUGCGGAAUAGAGAUCUGGAAAGUUUUAUUUCCAAGACAGUCAUGUUAACGUCAUUAUGCACUCCAUUAUGCAAUAUUUAAUAUUUAAUCAGUUCUUUAGUUAUUUAUAAAUAUUGAAUGAAAAAUUGUAUAUAGGAAUUUUUAUUGUAUAUAGUUUAGUUUUAAUAUAAUCUGUACAAUAAUCAUUCCAUAGCUGUACAUGUUACAUGACCCUGUAAAUCAGGGUUAUUUAUUGUUCUGACUGAAAAACCCUGUUUGUUUGGCCAACUUCGGAUUGUCACUGACUGGGUUUAGCUAGAAAAAAAGGAGCAGUUUCAUAAAAGAAUGUGUUAGGAGAUGUAUUUUGUGAGUUAUUUGUUGAAAACGUCAUUGUUAGAUUUCUUUCGGUAGGAAGGAUUGAACUACAUUUUAAAUACAAAAACUAUUCAAACUUUUUGCCAAAAAUAUUUUUCCUUUUUCUCAAAAUGGACCGAGAACUAUGAGAUUAACGGGUAAAGGGAAUAUGCUACAGUUGAUAGUAAAUUCAAGACACCGACAGAUUCUCUUAUUUCCUCAAAUUUUCCCUUAAUGAAUGACACAAAUUCUACACAACUUAAAAUGUAGAUUCUGAUUUUAUCAAAGAAAUUACAAAUAAUAAAAAGUCAGAUACUUGAAUUAGGAUGGUGAAAAUUGAAAAAGAGAUUUGAGUCUUGUUGUGUAUUAGUGCAGUGCAUUGUAGUAUAGAUUGUUUGAGAUCGGUUAUCUCCCCUUACACCGUGUGUAUAAUGGGAGCUACCUCCCCUUAAUCUUUGACUCAUCCUUGUCGUGUUAUAGCAUUCAAUAUCGCCUCCAUUUCAUUGUUUCCCAUUGAGCUUUGGAUCUGGUAUAUCAUUAUUCUAUAAUGGAGAGAUGUUGGUCAUUUUUCUAGAGAACUGUAUGGUUAGUUCCAUUUUAUGAUUAUUUCCAAAUUUUGAAUAUUUUUGUUGAAAUUCCUUCAUUUUCAAACUCAAUCAAUUAAUUGGAUUUCAAGAAUGCACAAAAGUGGUUGAACAUCAUGCUAUCUUUCAUUAGGUGAUCUGAUUCCUCAACUCUAAGAUCUGACUCUGUAGGGCUCCCAAAUCCUUCGGGAUGGUCCGACUCGACUUUAUAACCACAUACGUGCCAAAUAAUGUGUUUAACUUAUCAUGACUUUAAUUGUGUUUGGUGCUUUUUAUUUAAUUCAUGUAUCUUUUAGUGUAGUUGUGUCAGUGUGUUCAUUAUCAUGAAUUAUCUCCCCUUGGUAAUGAAAUCAAAUUGAAAUUUCAAGUGUUAUGAAUCAUCUGGUAGAUACAGCGAUGGACAGCAUCCUUACCUGGGUUGUUAGUGUCUUACAGUGGUCAGCUAUGCACUCUACUAAACUUCUGACCAUGAGGGUUCUCUCAGGAAUAUUUGAAGGUCAUUGUUAAAUUGGAAGGUGGUUGUAGACAAAGUAGCUUGGUUCUUUUUAUAGAGUCAGUGUUGUCUUGGUAAUGUAUUGUAAAAAGGGUCUGAAUCGGUCUUAGUGUACGUCCAAGUAGCAAGGAUGUCGACAAUAUUGUGGAAAAUUCUUGGUGUUGUUAUUUCUAUUUUUUUUUGUUUUUUGUUUGAGAAACAACAAUUAUACUUUAAUGUCACAAUUAUGUAGGAUGAAACAUUUCAUUCACCGAUGUCUAAUAAAUCUUUUUAUAUUGUUGAAAAAAUAUAUAUAUCAUGAUAACAAGAAAGUAUAGCAACAGUAUAAGAAAUAACACGGACCUGUUCUGUUCUUAUUUACAUUGUGCAUUUGUUUUCUCUUCGAAUUUGUUCAGAAGAAAAGUCUUGAUGAAUUUUAUUAUGUUUGCCAUAAAUAGAAAUUCCCUGACAGCCUUUGGCACAGUGUAACCAAAAGUAGCAUUCCUAGUAGCACCGACACUCGACCAAUCGGCUGACACUUGUUACAGAGGUCAAAGGUCAGGUGUAAUAUUGUUGUCAAAAAUUAAAAAAUUGUGUCACUGUUUGUGAUCAAAUAAAAUG